Molecule: messenger RNA, 270 nt
Organism: Aureobasidium uvarum
Lineage: Eukaryota; Fungi; Ascomycota; Dothideomycetes; Dothideales; Saccotheciaceae
Source: the annotation of a GenBank genome assembly
CAGACUGAAGCGCCCGACUACGUUACACUCGUCAGCAAUGAUGGCUUCGAGUUUGUAGUCCAAAGAAAGUCGGCCUACGGCUUUGCAGAGUCUAAGACUCACAAGUGCACAUUUGAGAACAUCAACGGCAUGGUUUUGGAAAAGGUCUGCGAGUAUUUCUACUAUAACGAGAAGAACCGCGACUCCACCGGUGUCGCUGACCUCGACAUCCCGCCUGAGCUCUGUCUUGAAUUGCUCAUGGCGGCCGACUACCUGAAUGGUGUGUACUCC